AUGUAUGGCUCUAAACGUGUCGCAGUGCGGGAUUUGAACCCGCAUAUCCUCUGUGCUCUUUGUGGGGGCUAUUUGAUUCAAGCCACUACAGUCAUAGAGUGUUUGCAUUCAUUUUGCCGGUCCUGUAUUGUGAACUUCUUGGAAACCAGCAAAGUUUGUCCCAUCUGUGAUGCCCAGAUUCACAAGACAAGACCCCUGCUUAACAUCCGACCUGACCAGACGUUGCAGAGUCUGGUGUACAAGCUUGUGCCCGGCCUUUUUCAAGAUGAAAUGCGGAAGCGCAGGGAGUUUCAUGCCACAUUGCCAGAGAGUGACCUUGAAGACCUAAGCCUUGAAGAGCGAGGGGAAGCUAGUCUGGAGAAGGAGUUCAAGCCAGGGGAUGAUCACGUCAGUUUGGUUCUACAGCUAGCGUUCAG
Molecule: messenger RNA, 416 nt
Organism: Candidula unifasciata
Lineage: Eukaryota; Metazoa; Mollusca; Gastropoda; Stylommatophora; Geomitridae
Source: the annotation of a GenBank genome assembly